AUGAAAUACGUCAAGCACUUUGAACCGAUCGAGUCGGACCCUCGAAUCCUCACGGAAUUGAUGCAUCGGCUAGGUGUUCAGGAAAAGUUCGGGUUCCAUGACGUAUUGGAUUAUACGGGGGAGUCGCAGCAGCCCGCUUUAGCUCUUAUCGUCAUAUUUCCAGAGUCGGAAAGGGAUGAGCUGCAGAAAGCGACGGCCGAGGCCGAGAGAACACCUAUCGUCGCCGGCAGCCCCAAGUUCCUAAGGCAGACGAUCGACAAUUCUUGUGGCUUGAUUGCAGUCCUUCAUUGUGUUCUCAAUACCGUCGUAGCUAACUCUAUUAAGCCAAACUCUAUCCUUGAUAGCGCUAUUAGAUCGGGUAAGGGUAUUACGACGUUUCUUGAGGAGUCAAAAAAGCUCGAAAUUGAGUAUCAAUCAGCUGUGAAAUUAGGCGAGACAGAAAUACCUGAUGAUAUCAAGUAUCAUUAUGUUGCUCUUGUUGGCUGUCAGGAUAACAAAUUGUAUGAAUUGGACGGCGAGCGAUUAAGUCCUUUGAUAAGAGGGUCUUCGUCGAAGGCAGGUUAUAUUCUGAAUGAGCACGAACAGAUAGCGCGGAUUAUUGAUUCUUUCGCACAUGGGGGGAUUGACUGUAGUCUUUAUAAACUAAGUUAA
This is a messenger RNA of Venustampulla echinocandica, 651 nucleotides long. RefSeq names its product Ubiquitin carboxyl-terminal hydrolase. The coding region runs from base 1 to 651 and encodes 216 amino acids. The record is from RefSeq and is a predicted model, not a curated record. The transcript is spliced from 2 exons. Lineage: Eukaryota; Fungi; Ascomycota; Leotiomycetes; Helotiales; Pleuroascaceae. Gene Ontology annotation, molecular function: cysteine-type deubiquitinase activity. Gene Ontology annotation, biological process: protein deubiquitination; ubiquitin-dependent protein catabolic process. Gene Ontology annotation, cellular component: cytoplasm.